Molecule: messenger RNA, 530 nt
Organism: Nanorana parkeri
Lineage: Eukaryota; Metazoa; Chordata; Amphibia; Anura; Dicroglossidae
Gene: MYCBP
Product: MYC binding protein
Exons: 5
Coding region: 91-402 (103 amino acids)
Biological process (GO): regulation of DNA-templated transcription
Cellular component (GO): nucleus
Molecular function (GO): transcription coactivator activity
Source: RefSeq, a predicted model, not a curated record
GGCUACUGCGCAUGUGCGGUGUGUGGAUUUGCGUUACUGGGGAGAUUGUUGGGUAACAAACCAGAAGCCGCUGAGGUAGCCAGGAAGAGAAUGGCGAGCUACAAGGCUGCUGAUUCCAAAAGGGAACAAUUUAGAAGAUACUUGGAGAAGGCAGGAGUGCUUGACACGCUUACUAAAAUAUUGGUAGAGCUGUAUGAAGAACCAGAAAAGCCAAACAAUGCACUAGACUUUUUAAAACAGCACUUAGGUGCUGCAGGCCCAGAAACGCCAGAUGUGGAAGCUUUGCGUUUGGAGGUCGCAGAACUGAAACAAAAGUAUGAUGCUGUUCUAGAGGAAAAUAAAGAACUGAAAGCAAAGCUUUCCCAACACGAACCUCCAUCUGAUGAAAAACGAGCUGAAUGAGCUUAUCUUGAAUUCCCUUAUUUAAAUGCUGCACUGGAACUGUAAAUAAUAUAUACAGCUAGGAAUUAUUCUGUUUUGGGGGACAUGGGAACACUUAUCUUCGUUUUUUUUUUGGUUUAUUACCUUAA